GCGCAUAGUGUCGUGUCGUCCGCUCGCUCGAGCUCAGCUGGCCCUUCUCGGUUCCCUGCAAAAGUGCUGGAACUGUUCUCUUUCAUUUCCUCACGAGUCGGAGGAGGAGUCUAGUCCAAAACCAACUAUCCAACAUGUCGUUCAUCAAGAAGCUCACUCAGCAACUACCGAACUGGGCGCCAUCCCUCGCUGGCUAUGGGGGCGCAGCUGGAGCCAUCCUCGUCUUCUUCACUGACUGGAGACUCGUCACCGACUACAUCCCAAUUUACAAUACCAAAUACUCCACAGAUAAAGAAUAGUGGUCUCUGGACAUGCUUAUUUAUGUAAUUAAUAAAUCUUGUCUCCAUUGUAGACACCUUGGCACAUUUUGGUAGCUAUACUGCUUCAAAAUCAUUCAUUCAUGUUGGCUCAUGACGUCUGUAUGUUGCAAAAUGAAAUUAGGAUAAAUUUCUGUGCCUUCUUUCUGCCUUGUUACUUUAGCAUCCCUUGUUUCCCAUUCAUACAGAAUGUUUUGUGAAUGUGUUAAUUCCUGAACAGGUUCUUUCAAUGUUAUCAGAUAUGCAGUAAAUAAAAUGAUCAUAACAGGUA
Molecule: messenger RNA, 588 nt
Organism: Thrips palmi
Lineage: Eukaryota; Metazoa; Arthropoda; Insecta; Thysanoptera; Thripidae
Product: cytochrome b-c1 complex subunit 10-like
Exons: 2
Coding region: 135-299 (54 amino acids)
Biological process (GO): mitochondrial electron transport, ubiquinol to cytochrome c
Cellular component (GO): mitochondrial inner membrane
Source: RefSeq, a predicted model, not a curated record